AGAGAAAUCGAACUCCGUGAGCCAAGAAGCCAAAAGCCAAGACCGUACAGUCAGUCCUAGAGAGAGGGAGAGCUUCGUCACUGCGAAAGCAUCCUCCACCUCUCUUGUAGGCUUACUCUUAUACAUAUACACCACUCGAUCGAGCUCUUCCGAUUAGUUUUGAACAUUCGCGAACAGUUUAGAUUCUCUUAGGACGGUCUCUGAUUCUUUUUGGGUCCUGUAUAGUUUACCGUAGUCACAGAGGAAGCCAUUGCCGAUGGACUUCUACGGUCGGAAUCUGACAAGGAAUGGGUCUCAACCGGGUCAGCAACCUGAAUGGAGACCGGCGGGUGGUGAAACCGGGCUUGAAGAAUCAAUGUGGCGAUUGGGACUGAGUGGCAGCGAAUCUUAUCCUGAGCGGCCCGGCGUGCCCGACUGUGUUUAUUACAUGCGAACUGGCUUCUGUGGAUAUGGUAUCAGGUGCCGUUACAAUCAUCCUCGUAACAGGGCUGCGGUAAUUCCUCCACUAUUGUUGUAUCCUCAUCAGACUAAUCAGGUUGAAGCUGCUGUAAGAGCUACUGGGGAGUACCCAGAACGAGUGGGGGAACCCUUAUGUCAGUUCUAUUUAAAAACUGGAACCUGUAAAUUUGGUGCAUCCUGCAAGUUCCACCAUCCAAAACAUGCAGGUGGAUCUAUGAGCCAUGUUCCUCUUAAUACAUAUGGAUACCCAUUACGGCCGGGUGAAAAAGAAUGCUCCUACUAUUUGAGAAUGGGGCAAUGCAAAUUUGGUAUCACUUGUAAAUUCCAUCAUCCUCAACCAGCCGGCACAUCAGUGCCAGCAUCUGCACCUCAGUUUUAUCCAUCGGUGCAGUCUCCUUCAGUUCCUAUACCUGAACAAUAUGGGGGUGCAUCCACCAGCUUGAGUGUGGCGAGGCCGCCGCUCUUGCCUGGUUCAUAUGUGCAAGGUGCAUAUGGUCCCAUGCUACUUCCCCCUGGAGUUGUUCCUAUACCGGGUUGGAAUCCAUACUCGGCCCCUGUAAGCCCUGUUCUAUCUCCGGGUGCUCAACGUGGUGUAGGAGCAACUUCUCUGUAUGGAGUUACUCAGCUAUCUUCUGCCACGCCUACACUAGGAGGACCUUAUCCUUCUUUACCCUCUUCUGCUGGCCCUUCAAGAAGUAGUCAUUUGGAACAGUUGUUUCCUGAGAGGCCUGGUGAACCUGAAUGCCAGUAUUACCUGAGAACCGGGGAUUGUAAAUUUGGAUCAUCUUGUAGGUUUCAUCACCCACGUGAUCGGGCUGCUCCAAGAUCUGAUUGCUUCCUGAGUCCACUUGGUCUACCUUUCCGUCCGGGAGUACAACCCUGUGUUUUCUACUUGCAAAACGGGCACUGCAAAUUUGGAGCUACAUGCAAAUUUGAUCAUCCAAUGGGAGCAAUGAGAUAUAGUCCAUCAGCAUCGUCUCUAACUGAUAUGCCAGUUUCUCCCUACCCAGUUGGGUCACUGCUGGGUACUCUGGCCCCCGUUUCCUCUUCUUCUGAUCUAUGACCCGAACUGAUUUCAUGGGGGAAAGGAAUCAUAUUUGAGCAUGAUUUCUUCGUCCAGAAACACCGCUAGUAGCUCGGUUUGUUUGAUGUUUACUCAGACCGGGUCUGUUUCACUUUCUGAUUUGCAACUUUCAGGUCAGAGUUCUGUUCCUCUAAGCAAUAGUAGAAGACAAGACCAGGCAGUGAGGUCGUCACUUAAGUUGAUGUAAACCAAACCCCAUCCUUCAUUAUCUGUGGACAACGUGUGGCUUAGCUCGAAUUAGGAGGGAUCUAUCUAUCAUGUUUAUCGUAAUCUAUUAAUAUUAUCUUAAAUAAGCCUCUGUGGCAAAGUAAAAUGAACUGUCCCCCCCUCAUUUUUCAAGUAAUAACACCCAGAAAGCAAGUAUACUGGGUCAGCCUACAACUCUCCUUCACCAGGUCAUGAUUAUAGUAUUAUACUUGUGGUCUGAUCAUUGUUGCAAUGAAAAGGCUAACAGUUCCUCAUGUUAUUGUAUGUUCAUGCCUAUUCAUCCCAAUCUCGUGUGUUAUUCUACUCUGGUCAUAUUUCCCUCUGGUCCUCUUGGAAUUGGGACCGAUCCAAUUUUGUAAUUUCUAAGUUUUUUUUGGUUGGAUUCCAGUGGGGAAUUUGAGAAAGUGUUUGAAGGUUACAGGAAGGCAUCUCCUUGCAGCCUUAUUUUGAGGUGCAAGAGAUUACCAUUUUUGAGGGGUUAGCAUGUUUCUUUGAAUUGAAACAGUGACAAGUCCUUUGAAUGUAAAAAAUUCUCGCCACUUCCUCUUCAUUUUAUUGAGUUGCAUCUGUGAAGAUUCAAGUUUGUUUCUGUAAUUGAUUAUGAUUGCUUUGGACUUAAGUUGAUUGAUCAGUGGAAAAAAAACCUAUGAAUGCUUAGAUUGCUGUAGAAUAAAAUCUUUGCCGUAUUGCGACUGUAUGGUACCACACUUAACCCUGUUCUAGAAUAUGAAUGUCUGCUGUGUUGCAUAUUGUUUUUUCGUUUAUGAAGGAACUUGUUGUACGUUUCUUCAUUUUUAUGGUGGUUUUUCUUUUUUUAACCUAUGAUGCAAGUUCAUUUGUAAAUGAUUUUUCUUGGUUACUAACCAUAUAGGGUAUCUCAUUCUCAUACCAUACAUGAAUAUUACGCCAAGUGCGGGGGAAGAGCCAUGCAUUAAACUUCACCUUGCAUCUCUUGCCUGGAGAUUGGAUGGUUUUUAAUCAUCGAUGCUUUCACUGUCCACAAUGCCAUGCAGCUGAUGUCUUUUUGUGCCCGGCAGUGAGACUCUGGUUGGUUCCGAAGCAACCUGAAGGUCGAAAGGACUGGCUCUGUUGCUGUUUACAAAUGAAGAAGGGACCUGUUCCAGGUACUGUGGGAUUGCUAGGGUUGGAUUACAUUCUGUUUCUUCAUUCCUAUUUAUUUUGAAUGAUGACAAACACUGCAGUUCCUUUUCAUGAAUAGUGGGUUUUGU
Tripterygium wilfordii is the source of this 2979-nucleotide messenger RNA. Its product is annotated as zinc finger CCCH domain-containing protein 32-like. NCBI's taxonomy places the organism in Eukaryota, Viridiplantae, Streptophyta, Magnoliopsida, Celastrales, Celastraceae. The record is from RefSeq and is a predicted model, not a curated record. Gene Ontology annotation, molecular function: metal ion binding; mRNA binding. The transcript is spliced from 7 exons. Bases 257 to 1522 code for a protein of 421 amino acids.